CGUUCGCAUCUUUUGUAUGUCUUCUGGAAGAUGUAAACUUUCUGCUCUGAUAGAAGACGACAUAUAAUUAUUAUUAAUACUUAAUCUUUUGUCGUUUUAUAAUGAUUAUAAUUAUGAGAUCCAACCCUUCAGAAGUUUCAAGAUGUGAAAUUGUGCAGUAAACGGUCACAAGUCCGAGCGCAUGAAUCUAAUCCCGCGCGAGGCCUGAAUGUCAGUCGCGACGUUCAAGGAUGCCGUCCAAAACGCUUCCCAGAUCCUUAUUUUGUCUUCCGGCAGAUCAUCCUGUGCGACGGGCUGCACUAUGGAUUGUCCGCUGGAAGCCAUUCGAUGUGAUGAUCCUGUGUCUUAUUUUGGCGAACUGUAUCGCACUGGCCAUUCAUAGAUCCUAUCCAAACGGAGAUUCCGACAAAACCAAUGAUAUCCUGGACAAACUCGAAUAUUUCUUCAUUGCUGUUUUUACCCUCGAAUGUGCCUUAAAAAUCACCGCAUUCGGCUUCAUCGGCCACCCGGGAGCGUACAUGCGGAACGGGCUAAAUGUUUUGGAUUUUAUCAUCGUUGUAGUGGGAUUAAUCAGUGUGGCCAUUCAUGCCAGUGUGCCCGUGGCUGACCACUCGGCGACGUUCGACGUCAAUGCACUGCGCGCGUUCCGCGUGCUGCGUCCAUUGCGGCUGGUGUCCGGUCUGCCCAGUCUACAAGUGGUUCUUAAUGCCGUACUACAGGCCAUGCUUCCGUUGCUCCACAUUGCCUUGUUGGUACUGUUCAUGAUGCUGACGUACGCCAUCGUGGGAGUGGAAUUAUUUAUGGGCAUUCUGCAUCGCACAUGCUUCACAAAUCGCACAGGGGAAUUCCGUAUUGUAAAAAAUCCGGAAACGUGUGCCACGGACGAGUUUUGUGAUGUCGCCAACGGUGAACAUUGUCUGCCUGGCUGGGAGGGUCCGGAGCACGGGAUAACCAGUUUCGAUAAUAUUGGCUUGGCCAUGCUGACCGUUUUUCAGUGCUUGACCUUGGAGGGAUGGAGCUCGAUUCUCUACGCGGUGGAAAACAUAGUUGGCCAGAAUUGGGCGUGGAUCUACUUCGUGUCCUUGGUGAUACUUGGAUCUUAUUUCCUUCUGAAUUUGAUUCUCGGUGUUCUCAGUGGCAUGUUCUCCAAGGAAAAGCAGAAGGCCGAGAAGAGCGGUGCGCUGAAAAAAUUCAUGAGCGGCCGCAACUUAGACAGUUUUAUGCAGGAUUAUUUACAACGAAUCGCCAGCCGACGCAAUCGACCACACAAUCGCCCGCGACCGAUUAACGAAGACAUUCGGAUGCUACGGCAUGACAUCUUUGUUGUUGGAUGGCGGGAUACGAUGACCUUUUGCCAGAUCCAGAAAGGAUGGCAGCGCGCCAGAAUUUCCUGCUUCCGCCUGAUUAAAUCCAGAUUCUUUUUCUGGCUCAUCAUCGUAUUAGUGUUUCUUAACACGUGUGUUCUGGCUACCGAAUAUUAUGGUCAGCCGCACUGGUUGACUGUAUUUCAAGAUCGCGCAAAUGUCGUGUUUGUGAUACUAUUCCUCGGUGAAUUAUUCAUUAGAAUGUUUGCCCUGGGAACCAAGCACUAUUUUGCAUCUUUCCUGAAUCGGUUUGAAUUUGUUAUCAUUGGCUGCAGCGUAAUAGAAUGCGUCUUGAAUCAGCUGGAACUACUUCCAGAGCUGGGACUGUCAGUCUUGCGAGCAGCGCGUCUUGUUCGGAUAUUCCAGAUCACCCAGCACUGGUCCAGCCUACGCAGUGUGACCUUUUCCAUUGUGAACUCCUUGAAAUCGAUUAUUAGUUUGCUGUUCCUGCUCUUCUUAUUCCUUUUUGUUUUUGCCAUUUUGGGUAUGCAGCUUUUUGGUGGAAAAUUCAUUCGCUGGAGCGAAGACGAUGAUUUCCGGCCGAGUUUCGACAGUUUCUGGCAGGCAGGAUUGUCGGUUUUUCAGAUGUUGACCGGAGAAGAUUGGCACAAGGUUAUGUUCCGGGGAAUCCAGGCUUAUAACGGCAUCCACUCUGUCGGCGCUGUUAUGUCCCUUUACUUCGUCGCAGUCAUCGUUGGCGGAAGAUAUAUUCUGUUGAAUGUGUUUUUGGCCAUUGCUGUGGAUAACAUGAGCGAAGCCACCAACCUAUCGGUCGAGGACAUUCCUGGAGAAAUUACUGAAAUCAAAGAAACUAAUAUACACUACGCAGUUGAUGAUCCACCAGAAAAUGUCGAGGAAGUACAGAUUUUGCUCACUGAGCGCGAGCAGCCGAGUGAACAGCUGGUCGUCAGAGAUCGACAAUGUUGGUCCAGUCCGUGCAGGUCUACGCGCAUUAUGGUCAAGGAAGCUCAGCCGGUUCAUAUGAGAUCGGCAGACGUUAUUCAUAUCCAAAGUUCUGGAAAUUUGCCAGCUUUACCCGUUCCGCCUGUUGAUUACAUGAAGAAAGCACAAUCGGAGGAAACUGUAGAGGAAGAACAGGAAAUGCUGAAAAAACAGGAGCAUCAGUCCGUUUUCGCGUCUGAUCCCUUACCAUUGCACCGCAGUUUAUUCCUCUUUGGAUCAAAACAUCCGUUGCGCAAAUGGUGUUACCUGAUUGCUACCGAUCGGGUUUGCCGAUCUUUUAUUCUGGUGUGUAUUAUACUGAGCAGUGCGUUGUUGGCAGCUGUGGAUCCUGUGUCGGCAACACCAACGGAAUUCGAGCUGGUGAUAAGUUAUCUCGAUUACUUUUUCACGGGCUUGUUCACGAUAGAACUAGGAAUGAAGAUUGUGGCGUACGGAUUUAUUCUCCAUCCAGGAUCGUUUUGUAGAAGCUGGUUUAAUAUUCUGGAUUUAUUGGUCGUGAUCUUGUCGUUGGUGUCUUAUGCAUUCGAUGAUUCGGAAUUUUCGUCCAUAAAGACACUGCGUGUUUUCCGAGUUUUCCGGCCGUUGAUAGCUGUAAAUCGUGCGGAAGGUUUAAGGCGCAUUAUCCAUUGUGUUACGGUCGCCUUGCGAAGUAUAUGGAACGUCGUGCUGGUUAUCGUGGUGACAAUGAUAAUGUUCGCCAUUAUGGGUGUACAGAUUUUCAAAGGCCGGUUUUAUCGCUGUUCGGAUUUGUCAAAGCACACCGAACACGAAUGCCGUGGGAAUUUUGUGCCCUUUGUCAACGGAUAUCCUGCAGAUGAUGUAGUUGAGCGCGAAUGGAUUGACAACGAAUUCAAUUUUGACAACAUUUUCCAAGCAUUCUUAACCCUUGUAGCUGUCGUUACGACGGAAGGAUGGCCGAAAUUUUCUAGUUACGCAUACGUAGGCGUUGAUUCCAAUGCGGAAGGUCAUGGACCCAUAUUUAAUUAUCGUCCCUACACGGCACUGUACUUCGUCACAUAUCUGUCGGUUGUGGGAUUUUUCAUGAUGAACAUCUUCAUCGGGUUUAUUAUCAUCACAUUUCUGCAAGAAGGUGAACAAGAGUAUGCAGACUGCCAGUUAGAUGAAAAUCAGCGUAGAUGUAUGGAAUUCGCCCUAACAUCCAAACCCAUUCCGAAAUACAUUCCGCAGCGACGUUUGCAGUAUAAGAUUUGGUGGCUGGUGGGAUGUGAGCAUUUUGAAAAUUGUAUCUUCGGAUUGAUUUUCCUCAAUACGAUAGCGAUGUCCGUCCGGUAUGACGGACAGCCGAAAGGUCAGAUUCUAGCCCUGGAAUACCUCAACAUGACGUUCACUGCAGUUUUCGUUCUGGAAUGUGUACUAAAGUUAUUUGCGUUCAACAUCAUUCAUUACUUCAAGGAUGUGUGGAAUGUGUUUGAUUUUGUUGUGGUUUUCAUCAGCAUGUUCGAUAUUGGCUAUUCCCUGUAUACCGGGACUGUUACGGAAGUGAACAUCUUUAGGAUUUUUCGUGUUUUACGUUUGGGAAAGCUUCUUGGAAAAAGCAGGAACACCAGGAUCCUGUUCUGGACAUUUCUAAAAUCCAUGAGAGCGCUCCCUUAUGUGAUUCUUUUGAUUGGAGUUAUCUACUUUAUCUACGCCGUGAUUGGAAUGCACGUGUUUGGAAGAAUUUCCUUGAUUAACAAAGAUAGCUCCAUUGACCGGCAUAACCAUUUCCAAAACUUUCCCCGGGCAUUACUCCUCUUAUUUCGUUCCGCAACUGGCGAAGGCUGGCAGGAUAUUAUGAUGUCGUGUGCGAACCGUCAGGAUGUCUUUUGUGACGCGAGAACCGGUUUACCAGCGGGCAGUUUAUGUGGAUCGGAUUUUUCUUAUGUGUAUUUCACAUCCUUCCAUUUUCUGUGUUCUUUCAUGAUUCUGAAUGUGUUAGUGGCGAUUAUCAUGGAUAAUUUUGAUUAUCUAACCAGGGACUGGUCAGUUGUGGGUCCCCAGCAUUUAGACGAAUUUGUACGGCUAUGGUCGGAAUAUGAUCCAUUAGCAACUGGAUAUAUCAAACAUAUGGAUGUCAUUUCCCUAUUGAGAAGUAUCGACCCUCCGCUGGGCAUUGGACGAUUGUGUCCACGACGUAUAGCGCGAAAGAGACUGUUAGCGAUGAAUAUGCCACUGAAUUCGGAUGGAACUGUACAAUAUAAUGCCACGUUGUUCGCAUUAAUACGUACUGCAUUGCAUAUUUAUACCGAAGGAUCCAUAGAUGAAACCAAUGCCAAAUUACGCGAAGUAGUGCUGCAGAUUUGGAGGAAGACAUCCGAAUACAAGCUGGACACAAUCCUGCCGAAGCCAGGCGCGGAUACGAUGACCGUGGGGACACUAUAUGCAGCGACCAUUAUGCAGGACUACUACAGAAGAUACAGAAAAAGGAAGUGCGCAACUAGCGCAUGUGCUACCGCUGAGUUAGAGGAUGACCGAAGGAAAAUGGAAGGUGUGCUCUCCACAUGGGACCGAAAAGCGGGCGCCUAACGGUGAACUCUCGCAGCUGUGUGAUAGUAAUUACGCCCGGUUUUAUAAACGUUUUAUGAGUUUGUGUUAAUCGAAAACUUCGCAGUUUGCGUCUGUUGUGCAUAGAUUCUAGUUAGUUCUUCGGUUUGGGAAAAGAAAUGCUGCACAAUAUUUUAGUCUGCCAAAGAUAAUUUUUUAAAUUAAACUGAUGACCUUUU
This is a messenger RNA of Paramacrobiotus metropolitanus, 5050 nucleotides long. RefSeq names its product voltage-dependent L-type calcium channel subunit alpha-1D-like. Gene Ontology annotation, molecular function: high voltage-gated calcium channel activity. The coding region runs from base 231 to 4853 and encodes 1540 amino acids. NCBI's taxonomy places the organism in Eukaryota, Metazoa, Tardigrada, Eutardigrada, Parachela, Macrobiotidae. The record is from RefSeq and is a predicted model, not a curated record. Gene Ontology annotation, cellular component: membrane; voltage-gated calcium channel complex. Gene Ontology annotation, biological process: calcium ion import across plasma membrane. The transcript is spliced from 22 exons.